This is a messenger RNA of Vidua chalybeata, 4804 nucleotides long. RefSeq names its product CDC42 small effector protein 2-B-like. The record is from RefSeq and is a predicted model, not a curated record. The transcript has 4 exons. Gene Ontology annotation, molecular function: small GTPase binding. Lineage: Eukaryota; Metazoa; Chordata; Aves; Passeriformes; Viduidae. Gene Ontology annotation, biological process: regulation of Rho protein signal transduction. Bases 1199 to 1429 code for a protein of 76 amino acids. Gene Ontology annotation, cellular component: plasma membrane.
CAAAGAUUCAGGUUUUUGGUUCUCUUGGUUUGAUUCAGGCCAAUAUUUUCCAUUGAUAUUUUGUAAGCAAAAUACAAGAAGACUUUGAAUACUUCUUAAUACACAGCAGUGGUAGAAGAAAUUGAUUGUUACACUCAGAGAAGUUUAUCUCAACAUUCCCAAAGCUCUGGGGUGCUUUAAGGCCCCGGGCUCCAGCAGGGCUGUGCAUCCUGCCAGCACAUCCAGCAUCCGUGUCUGCGCGUGCUAGCCAUUCCCAGGCCCUUUGUCUCCUCGCCUGGAUGAUACUGCUGCCAUGGUGAAAAACAGAGAGAAAGAACAACAGGAUAUUGUCCCGUUCUGGUCUGGGUGCCAACUGUGACAAAAUGUUGUUUUCUCCUUGCUUCAGAGAUUCUUGUUGGCUUUUACUUGUCUUGGGUGAGCCUGGAAACAUUAAGAUGUUUUUGAAAUUCGUCUAGUUAGUGUGGAAACCUUGAGUCUCUGGGAGCAAGGUGGUGUCCCAUGCCCUGACACAAACAUUCCUGUCCUGGGGGAUGAUUCUCUGAGUCAUGCAGAGGAAAAGAAGCGUUCUGAUGUAAAAGACAACAGGAAGGCGUUCAGCACGCUGUGUGCCAGCAGGACACCUGCAGAGCUGCCGCAGGGGUGGAAGUGAGCCACAGGCUGCAUGGGGAGCGCUGAGAAAACUGCACGGCUGCACAAAUCUGACGCCAAAGCAGGGCUCUAUUUUUGGUCUCCGCUCUGCGUUCCUGACACCUGUAGGGACGCGUGAAGUGCACAGGAGACUUGUGCAGCACCUCCCGGAGCGGAGGAGCCGCCGCAGGGCAUGGGAGCGCAGCGGAGCGUUCUUGCUUAGCCAACAGGACUAAUUAUAACCCAGGAAUAUGAACUGUAAAUGUGCUGAAGCUGCCAAGACGGGAGCCGGGUGUGUGCCAGCGCUUGAAUGAGGACACACCAUCCUGUCAGGACUCUCCGGGAGCAGCAGGCAGCGCCGAGGUACGCACGGAGCCCCACGGAGGGAGAUGGACGCGCGGGUACGGCAGGAGGACGGGAUACUUAUCAGAUGCAUUCUGUGAUCUCUACCAGUGAACCUGCACAAGCAAUUCCUUUCUAAGCUCACCCGAGGAACUGCACUUGUCCUUGUAUCACUCGAACUCCCAGAGAAUUACAAUUAACAAGACCUUUUUACCUACUGAGAAAUAUAAUGACUGAGUUCCUGGUUUGUUUUAAUUGGUGCAAUGGUGAACAGCCCCCACCGAAGAGGCGCCGGAGACUGGACCGGAAUAUGAUAGGAGAGCCAAUGAACUUUGUGCACACCGCGCACGUCGGGGCCAGAGAGAUGAGCAGUGACUAUUCCUCAGCUGUGUCAAUUCAGGACCACAUGAAGUCUAAAGGUGGCUACACAAAUGGCACUUCUGCAACUGUUGAAAUAUAGGAAACUGAGAGAAGGCUGAAAUCUGCUCUGUCUUGAGAGGACCCCUUGGACUGGACUGUGCUUUCAUAUUCUCUAAAACCUUGUUAUCAUGGAGUAGGGAGAGUACCUGAAUUAAAAAUAGGUCAGUACAAGCUUUGGUGUUCUUUGCACAAUAUCUUCUGAAGGAAUUAUUGUAAAUUAUCCUCAAAAUGGUCUUUCAUGGUAGUGUUGUAGUAACAACUGUAAUUUGUCACUGCAGAUGACUUCCUAGCUGUGUCCCAAAAGCUUCUCAAAGAUGACAUAUAAGAUGGGAUUGGAAGUCAGUAUGAAUUGUCUGGGAUUUUGGCAUCUGUCUUUUUCUCCUCUCAGGAAACACAGAGGAUAUUUAAUUGGAAAGUUUUGCAUGAUUUCACUUCUUACAUGGGCUAAACUGAGUUGCUAAGUACGACCUUGUAGCUGUCAGAUAACUUUGGACCUGUUUUUUAGAUGCUUUACAACCUAAUGCAUAAAUCUUUGGUAUUUUUAAAUGCCUUUUGGUAGUGAAGGAACUCUUAUGUAGGAUAGUUAGCUGAGUCUGCAAAACACAGUGAAACUUCUGCCUUGCUGAGAUAACACUUUUGUAUCUAAAAAUGGAGCUGUUGCAAACAUUCUGACUCUCAAAUGAGACUUAGAGCAAGAGAUGUGUCCCUCAGUGACUGGGCUGCCUCCCAUCAAUGCACACACACUGCUGUGACUGGCAGCUAUUACUGCAACACAGCUAAUUGUACCUACCAGUUAACUUCCAGUGGUGCUACAAUAUGCUCACACCUGUGUGUUAGUUUUGCUUGAUUACCAUUGAAUUUUAAACGAAACAUGUUUAAGAUCCCUCUCUUUGUUACCUCUCUGUAACAGUAACCACACAGGACUUCAAGGGAUAUCUCGCCUGUCCUUCUGGCUCCUUAAUUUCAAGACUCUCUGUUUUAUAUGAAAUUAAUCUUUUCUUACAUGUGGUGUAAGUGAUAUGGCCAUGUGAAGGACACACAUUUAAAGAAUGUUGUGAAAAGUUGCAGGAGUGUAUUAAAUGGAAACAGCAUUUUGCAGAGUUCCAGCACUUCAUAAAUAUUUAAAUAAAUAUCCAUAAAUAUUUAGACAUACUCAAACUACAGUUUAUUACUUAGUUCUUAUUCAUCUUUCUAUUAAGUGAUAUGACAAAACUGCUGAAGCAGAACUGGGUUUUUCUCUUACUCAAUCACUGACAAUUGUUCCCCAGCUCAAAAUUCUGUAUGACUACCACUGUAGAAACAGGAAAUCUGCUUGCUCUCAUGGGAUUAACUAAUUACAAGUAUUUAAAUUGCUGCCAUAUCAGCACAAGUUAUGCUGGAAGUCAGCAAACUCUGCCCUUGCUCUCAGCAGAAGAUCAGUUAUAAACAUUUUUCCAUUUAAAAAAUUAUAGCUGGCAAUUCCUUUAACUUGUAUGAUUUAUGUUUGUAGUUGUGAUACUUCUUAAAUCUAGGCUGCUGGCUUUGGUGAAUUGUUAGGCUGCCUUUUCUGAGUAUACUAGGGAACUUAAAACAUGAAUGGUAGCUCUGUGUUUCUGUAUAUGUUCAAAAAAGCAGCUUUCCCCUCCCCCAUAUUUUAUCUUGUAGGUCCAAAAAGGAAGAGGGAGUAUCACUUUCUGUAACAGUCAACAGCUGAUCAUAACAUUCUGUAACCACAUAAGAGGAAUCUAAUAUCCAUGUCUUGCUAGUUCUUUACUCUUGAAUUAGAAUGCACACCAAAUUUUAAUAUAUUUUAAAAUUAGCAUAGGUAACUGUACAUUUAGCUUUUUCAAGUCCUUUACAUUUCUGUCUUCUAACUUGAGAUUUACUCUAACAGCCUAGUUAAGAUACAGAGUUUAAAGAAGCUAAUUCCUGUAUAGUGUUGAGGAAGCAGAAAGUGGCCAAGUUGUUUGAAAGAAUAGAUUCUAAUUCAUCUGCUAUUAUACAGAGUUAAUGCAUUCAGUCAUCUAUACCUGCCCAGAAAAAGUGGUGAUAGGGCAGUUGUCAUGAAGAAAACGGGCUGUGUUUUGUUAACGUUGUAAGAAAAGACAUUGAACAGGAGUUAGGGUUUCUUGAAGACCCAUUCAGUAGAUUUAAAAGUAGUGGUAUAACUAGAAAUAAAGGAGUUGGUGGAUAUUUCAGUUCUUCUCUCUAAAAAGAAAUGAACAGAAAAUUUGUUAUUAAACAUUUAUUUAGAGAAAAAUCCUAGUUUUGAUCAUGUAAACCAAGCAGCACUAUCUGGUGUGAAACUAAUCUAUUUUCAUCAGACUAUAUAGUAUUAUAUAGGACCAUAAUAAAGCGCAACAUCAUUAAAAAUAAUUGUUUUGCUAUUACAUUACUUUUAAAAAUCUAACAAACAUAACACAUGUCUUAGGGCUUAGGUAUUUUUUGUUCUAUAUUUAGAAACCUUAUGUACCUGUAAUCUGUCAUGUAACUCAGUAUGAGCCUAUCUUAGUUAUAAUAAAUAUGUUGAACUGGGCACUUGCACUCUUUUCAUAUUGUGGGAAAUCUUGAUACUUUCUCUGCACUGAAAACCUGUUGGUUAAGUGGAUGGAUCAGCAUGGCUUGAACUUUUGUUGCACAGAAUGAAAUUUCUCCACUAGAGAGCACAAUUUUACAUCAAGUCUUCUCUGUUUUAUGCAAGCUCUUACUCCAUUGUGGGGUUUGGUGGUUUUUUGAGCUUGACUGAAAUAAAAUACAGAAAUAGUACCAAUUGAUCAAACUUUUUAAUCUACAUUGUAGGCUGAAGCCUUACAUCAAGACAAUCAAGAAACAUUGCAGCUCUGACAUGUUGCUAUUUUAUGGUUUCUUUUUUUAGUCAGAAGUAAAAUAACUUGCAAGUAGAGCAGGAUCAACCAGUUUUUAUGUAGUCUGGCAGAGUCUUAGCACUGUUUGCUUCCCUGGGAAAAAGAAUUUGGGAUGGGGAGGUAUUUUCAAUUCUUGCUGUCUUAUCCCUUGAUGUUCCUGCUAGGCUUCACUGACUGUUCCAUAAUACACCUGUGGUCAGUGUAUAGAAAAGGUAUUUGUCUUUUUCACAGCCUAAUAUGUCUUUUUUAUCUCCUGCAGAGCAGCUUUAUACAAUUAUAGGGUGUCAAUGCUAUGCUCCAAGUUGCCUGUGAUAUGAUAACUUGCAACCCACACACAUGGUACUAUUCCUUUGUAUGCUCUUGCCAUAUUGGACUACCAGGUGCUGUUACAGCUUCCACUCUGUAGAGACAAAAAAUGUUAAGAGAUUAAUAAAUACCCUUAAUCUUACUAUGCCAGUUAUAAUAAGCACAAUUCAACAGUGUUAAAUUCCAUGUUCAUGACAUUCAUUAUAUGUUACUGGAAAAAGAAACUCCAGUCUGUCAAUGAAAGAUGAUUAAAUGGCUGCUCCUGA